AUGGCCUUAGUUACGUAUUCAGACUCAGAAGCUUCGGAUUCUGAAACUACCCCCCCAAACCCUCCUACCGCUUCACGAAGCCCUCCUACCCUUUGCGCCCCUAAAACAACAGCCUUCCAGCCACUGGUUGAUCGCAGUAACCCACGGAAGAUCAUUGUCACCCUCGCGGACACAAAAUCGGCUGAAGUUGAGAGCAAUGAUACAUCUCAGGGUGGAGAACCGGCUCGCAAACGAGCCAGGAUAGGUGGUAGCGGAACGUUGACUGGAUUCAAUGCCAUGCUUCCAGCGCCAAAACGCGCAGCGUUGAUUAAACCCAGUGAAAAAAGCACGACUGCUACCGUGACACGAAAAGUAUUUGAUCUUAAAACAAGCUCUAGCCCAGGGUUUUCUCGAGAGCCACAACCAUCACCCUCGGAGGACUAUGGUACUACCACUGAGGAAGGCCUUCGUAUGGAUGGCGACCCCGCCAAUCCUCAGAAAGCAAAAGCAGAAUCUCAAGUGGUAGAGAAAAAGGGUAAUUCGAUGAUGUUCAAACCAUUGUCAGUUGCUAGAAAUUCGAAGAAAAGGCCAAAGCCAAGGCCAGUAGCUGGAGCUACAGAUAAAACAGCAGCCCCUAGUUUGGAGUCAGCGAGCGAGGUAGAGCCACAAAAGCCGAAGCAGAAGCUCAAUUUAUUUGGACUAUCGAGCGAUGCAAUCUUAACUAAUACAGAUGAGCCAUACAGGCAGACACAUUACGAGCCAAUGGUCCACGUGCCCUCUAGAGACUCUGAGCUUCAGUCGUCAGUUGCCAGCGGUGUGGUAGAGAACCAAUCAGAGAUUUCUUUUACUCCUAGUCAGACAGACUCACUUGCAAAUGUUGCCAGUGAUCUGAAACUCUCACGGUCUGAAAUGCGGCAACUAAUGGGCAGAAAAGGUCGUGCCUCGGCAGCUGAUACCAGAAUCCUGACUUUUAACACAGAUCAAGAAUAUAAGUCUAAUUCUGCUCUACUCUCUGCAAUGUCCGAACAAGAACUUGCAGCUCAGCAGCAUAAUCCUGUUCGCUCCAUCGCCCCUGGCAAGCACAGUUUGCAGCAAUUGGUGAAUGCUGUCGGCAGCCAGCGAGAUGCGCUCGAAGACAGUUUUAUGGCGGGGAAAAGAAAUCGCAAGGAGGCAGGAUCUAGAUAUGGAUGGUAA
Messenger RNA from Ophidiomyces ophidiicola, 1173 nucleotides. RefSeq lists its product as uncharacterized. The record is from RefSeq and is a predicted model, not a curated record. Gene Ontology annotation, cellular component: nucleus. The coding region runs from base 1 to 1173 and encodes 390 amino acids. The transcript has a single exon. NCBI's taxonomy places the organism in Eukaryota, Fungi, Ascomycota, Eurotiomycetes, Onygenales, Onygenaceae.